Messenger RNA from Prunus armeniaca (apricot), 3351 nucleotides. The record is from the annotation of a GenBank genome assembly. Lineage: Eukaryota; Viridiplantae; Streptophyta; Magnoliopsida; Rosales; Rosaceae.
AUGGAAACUAAGCAAAACCAUCACCGGAAUGUUCAGCUUCGUAGACAGUGUGGUUACCAUAACGGAGUAACUGUGGAUCCAAUUGGUCUUGCUGGAGGUUUGAGUGUGUGGUGGAAGACGGGUGUGGAUGUUCAAAUUAAUGACACUUCCCGUUCUUGGAUUGAUGCUACGGUGAAAAUAGAAAAUGAGAAAAUUCAUUGCAGAUGCACGUGGUUUUAUGGUACGCCCUACAGUGAAGAGAAAUACCAAUUUUGGGAUGCUAUGCUUCAAUGGGACCAAGUAGAGAAUAUGCCAUGGAGUAUUGUGGGGGAUUUCAAUGAAAUUUGUUGGCAAUCUGAGAAAGAAGGUGGAUCGGGUUGGAAUCCGAGACCAAAACGUUACCUUGUGGAUUUUGUGAACAAGUUGAAUUUAGUUGAUUUGGGGUUUAUUGGUCAGCCCUUUACUUGGGAGAGACUUAUUGGUGGGGAGAUUUCUGUUCGAGAAAGAUUGGACAGAGGGCUUUGCAAUAUUUGCUGGGUAGAGGCUUGGCCUAGUUCGAAUGUUUCCCAUUGCCCAAGGAUAGCCUCUGACCAUUGUCCUAUUUUGUUUGAUAACAAUCCCAAUAUGCCUAAAGGAAGAAAGCUUUUCCGUUUCGAAUCUCAAUGGGCUGAAGAUGCUGACUGCCAGAGGGUAGUUGAUGAAGGGUGGAAGGCUAUGAUGGGAACUCCUGGUACCAGACAAUGGCUAAUUAAUCUUAAGGAGUGCAGGAAUGCCUUAAUUAAAUGGAGUCGAAUUCGACACCCUAACAACAAAGUGAAAAUUGCAGAGGUGUUAAAGGAGCUUAAUGUGAGGCAAGCCAAUCAGGAUAUUGGGACCUUUUUGAAUGAGCAAAACCGACUGAUGUCGGAGUUGGAGCAAUUAUGGAAGAAUGAAGAGCUUUACUGGAAACAAAGAUCAAGGGUAAGUUGGCUCAAAGCUGGUGAUGCUAAUACUCGCUUUUUCCAUUUAACUACUAUCCAGAGAAGGCAAAGGAACCGCAUUUGGAAGAUUAAGAAUGAGGCUGGAGUAUGGAUAGCGGGUGACAAAAUGAUACAAAAUGAGUUUCAAAAUUAUUUUGUGAACUUGUUUAAGUCCAGUGGCCCUCGAAAUUGGAAUGGUAUCUUGGACCAUAUCCCUAAGUUGGUUAAUAAUGAUAUGAAUGGAGAGCUUAUGCGUCCCUUUAGCCUGGAGGAAGUGAAAGAUGCAAUUUUCCAACUUGGGUCCCUUAAGGCACCUGGCCCAGACGGCUUUCCAGAUAUGUUCUACCAGAAGUAUUGGCUUUCUGCGCAAGAUAUUAUUUUUAGAUCAGCUGAAGAGUUUUAUACAGGGCAAUCCCAUAUUCGUGACAUGAACAAAACUUUCAUUGCGUUGAUUCCUAAGGUGCUUGCUCCUGAGUCCACCUCACAGUUUAGACCGAUCAGUCUAUGCAACACUUCGUACAAGAUUUUGUCCAAGCUACUUGCCAACCGGUUAAAGUCUCUCAUGCCCCACCUUGUUUCUGAUUCCCAAAAUGCCUUCUUGGCUGACCGUCAGAUUCAUGAUAAUGUGAUUGUUGCUCAUGAAGCCUUUCAUUAUCUUAAGCUCAAGAGAGCGGGACACAAGUAUGAAGUGGGAAUUAAAAUUGACAUGAACAAGGCUUAUGAUAGGGUGGAGUGGGAUUUUCUGGAAGCUCUGUUACAAAAGCUUGGUUUCCAUUCAGGAUGGAUCAGAUUGGUUAUGUUGUGUAUUAGAACCGUCUCUUUCUCUGUUUUAGUGAAUGGCCAACCUGGUUCGUCCUUCUUGCCUUCAAGAGGGUUAAGACAAGGUGAUCCCCUAUCACCCUACCUCUUCCUUUUGGUGUGCGAAGCGCUUUCAUGUAAUCUAACCAAGCUGGUGCAAGAUGGUGUCAUUAAUGGUAUUCGAGUAUCUAGGCGAGCUCCAAUUCUGUCUCAUCUCUUCUUUGCAGAUGACUCACUAUUUUUUGUUAAAGCUGAAGAAGAAAACUGCUCUAGAUUAAAGGGUCUACUUGAUGAUUACUGUCUCGCAUCUGGUCAGUUAAUUAAUUAUGAGAAAUCUAGUCUUAUGUUCAGUGCUAACACCCCUGAGGAUGUCAAGGCAAAUAUAAGCUCAAUUAUGGGUAUUAGAGGGUUCGAUAACUCUGGUAUUUAUUUGGGCAUUCCAAUGACUUGGGGACGGUCUAAGAAAGUGGUGUUAGCCUAUAUCCGCGAGCAUGUGGCGAAGAAGAUAAUGGGGUGGAAACAAGGCACAUUAUCAAUGGCGGGAAAGGAAGUUUUGAUCAAGGCCAUUGCCACUGCUGUCCCAGCUUAUCCUAUGAUGUGUUUUAAAUUCCCCAAGGUGGUGUGCAAUGAGAUCAGUAGCGAUAUUGCGAAAUUCUGGUGGGGAAAAUCAGAAGGCGGCAACGGCAUACACUGGAAAUCUUGGAAGGCUUUGUGUUUGGCAAAGGGGGAUGGGGGUCUUGGCUUUAGAGACCUUGCGGAAUUUAAUCUGGCUCUACUUGCUAAACAGAGUUGGAGAAUCAUCUCUACUCCUAAUGCCUUAUGGGUUCGAAUUCUAAAAGCGAGGUACUAUCCUGAUUGUGAGUUUAAGGAUGCUGUUUUGGGUCACAGACCAUCUUGGAUAUGGACGAGUAUUCUAGAGGGAAGAUAUGCUUUAAUGGGCAGGGCCAGAGUCCAGAUCAUGAAUGGUGCAGAUACAAAUAUUUGGGGUGACAAUUGGAUUCCUGAUAAUGGCAUUAUUACACCAAUCACUCACGUCCCUCCUAAUGCUCCCCAAAUGGUUUCAGAUAUUAUCAAUUUGCAUAAUCGAACUUGGAGUUUGGACAGGGUGAGUAGUUAUCUGAGUUGGGAAACUCAAAAGCAGAUCUUUGCCAUCCCCAUCGGUCCUUCAGGGCAGCGGGAUAAGCUUGUUUGGCCUUGGACUUCGAACGGUCUAUAUUCAGUAAAAUCCGGAUAUCACUGUUUGCAGUCGGCUCACCGUUACUUAGCAUCUGGGAGUUCGCAUUCUUCUCAUUUCAUCUCAAACCGAAUAUGGAAAGCAAUUUGGAGUGUUCGCACCCUGCCUAAGGUACGCAUGUUCUUAUGGAGAUGUAUGUCCAAUGCUAUCCCAACGCGGGUUAACUUAUUCAGGAGGAAAAUUACUGCCUCUCCUAUGUGCGGCCUCUGCGAUCAAUACGAAGAAUCCAUCGAACACGCUCUACUUCUCUGCCCCUGGGCUCAAGCUGUGUGGUUUGGAUCUCCAAUGACGUUAAGAAUUGAUACUCAAAGCUUUAGCACUCUGGAUGUUUGGCUGAAUAGUAUUCUGGACUUGAGAACUGAAUCAAAAAUGGCUGAAUAG